Peronospora matthiolae is the source of this 894-nucleotide messenger RNA. NCBI's taxonomy places the organism in Eukaryota, Oomycota, Peronosporomycetes, Peronosporales, Peronosporaceae. The record is from the annotation of a GenBank genome assembly.
AUGAAUAUGUUGGAUGAUGAAGAUGACCAAAGCUUUCACGCUACGCGUGACGGCUACUCCCAUUUGAGCGAUGUCGAAUGGGAUGCGGUUGAACGAAUGGGUUCGACCAUGGGCAUCCAUGCUGUUAGCGUCAUGCUAGAGGCUCUCAAUAGAGAUGCCCAAAAGGCUACUAUCGCCAAGUUCAUUCAAAAUGAACUUGACGCAGAACGCGAGAAAGUAGCCUUGCUUCACCAACAAGGUUCUCAACAAGCAGAGUUGUUGAGAGAACAGGGUGCUCAACAGUUUGAACUGUUGAGACAGCAGCAGGCUGCUGAUGGUGGGUCGAUGCAUUCGCGUCGACCCGAAACCUUGAAGAUUGACAUCUCCAAGUAUAGGGGAGUCGAAGAGGACUCCCUCUUGAGAUGGUUCGUCGAAUUGGAUGACGCCAUAAGGGCGCGUCGCAUCGACGACGGGGAUAUGCAAGUUGCAUUUGCCCAGUCAAAUCUGGCAGGACGUGCCAAGACUUGGGCACUGGGGCUCAAGUUGCACGACCCAUAUGCGUUUGGGUCGUUGGAAGCCUUCAAGUCGCGGCUCAGACAAACGUUUGAACCGCCUAGAGCUGAGUUCAGAGCUCGAACCGAACUCUUGAAGCUCAAGCAGAGUAAGCGUGAUGUGCACGCUUACGCGCAACAUAUACGACAUCUUACGAGUUGUAUAAGUUCCAAUCCGGUGGAUGAACACACGUUGGUUUCGGUGUUCAUGCAGGGUCUUGCGGAUAGUCCCGUCAAGACUCACCUGUUCCGGCUUGAACUAGAUUCACUAAGAACAAGCCAUUUCCAUUGCGGAACAGGAAGACUUCAGUCUGAGACAGGCUCGCGCCAGCUCGACAUUAUAUCGUCAACCGAGACGAUAUGA